AUGAAAACUCCCGGCAUUUGUUCUGAUGGAUCUUCAUGUCGGCACACGUUUACCCCCUUUGUCAGAGUGAAGAAGCCAAGUUCACAUGUCAAACAUCUCUACUGGUUUCAAACAUUACUGCUGGCCGUCCUAUUGGCAGGUCAGGCUUCCUGUAAUGAGACAUCUGCUGCCCCUCCCCUUGUUCCUACAACAAAAGCCCAGACUUCAGUAUACUACUCGGUCGUUGUCUCUGUGGAUGUCAAUGGACAGAAGAAUGAAUCUGAAAUCGUUGCCUGGCUUAAACAAGUGUUCAAAAACAGGCUGCACAGCUGUGUCUCUCCUAACCACGAAGAAACAACUGCCACACCUACCUCUCCACAAACUACAUCUGCAAACACAUCAUAUGUGACGACACUGCAAAGCUAUAAUAAAACUACAGCUAUGGAAACCACAACGUUACAGAGCAACAGCACAACUACAGCUGCCGCAACCACCACGUUACAGGGCAACGACACAACUACAGCUGCAGAAACUACAACGUUACAGGGCAACAACACAACCACAGCAUCAACGUUACAGAGCAACAAUACAACUACAGCUGCCGCAACUACAAUGUUGCAGGGCAACAACACAACUAACAAUACAACUACAGCUGCCGCAACUACAACGUUGCAGGGCAACAACACAACUACAGCUGCCGCAACUACAACGUUACAGGGCAACGACACAACUACAGCUGCAGAAACUACAACAUUACAGGGCAAAAAUACAACUACAGCUGCAGAAACUACAACAUUACAGGGCAAAAAUACAACUACAGCUGCAGAAACUACAACGUUACAGGGCAAAAAUACAACUACAGCUGCAGAAACUACCACGUUACAGGGCAACAACACAACUACAGCUGCAGAAACUACAACGUUACAGGGCAACAACACAACUACAGCUGCAGAAACUACAACGUUACAGGGCAACAACACAACUACAGCUGCAGAAACUACAACGUUACAGGGCAAUAACACAACUACAGCUGCCGCAACUACAAUGUUACAGGGCAACAACACAAUGACAGCUGCAACAGCAACAACAACAGACGACAACCACAGCAACAACCAGAGCUGCAACCACAGCUGCAACUACAGCUGCAACCACAGCAUUAAAAAUAACUACCACAACCACAGCUGCAACCACAGCUGCAACAACAGCAUUAACAAGCAUCACCACAUCUACACCUGCAGCAACUGCGAUAAAAAGAACUACCACAGCUACAACAACAGCGUUAAAAAGAACUACCACAACCACAGCUGCAACAACAGCAUUAACAAGCAUCACCACAACUACACCUGCAGCAACUGCGAUAAAAAGAACUACCACAACCAUAGCUGCAACAACAGCGUUAAAAAGCACCUCCAUGCGACCAGCAAUGACAAAACAACUGACAUAUUUCAGGAUAUGGAUGUUUCAUGUGUCAAGAAGACUGCAAUAAGAAACACCAACUGUUCUGUGACGUUGAAGCUGAAGCAGAGCGUCCAUUCAUGUUGCAUCCUCCGUACGCUCUGUUUGGCCAGUAACUCUUCUUCUGACAUCCAUGUGGUGGGAAAAACAGCAGAUAGAAUCAGUCGGCUACCAAAUGAGUGCAAUAACGAUACACAAGAGCUAAACAGUUGCACCUAUAUUGGUCCAGACAGUGCAUCAUGUGGGACAGCAUAUGUGGUUCCUCAAGGCAACUCAACUCACUGCGGGACAGAUAAGAAGAACAACACCUGCAGCUGCUCUGCUUACUGCAGUGGAACUGAUGCAUACUACACUUUUAACAUUUCAAUACAAGAUUCCAUGAUGAACUUUUCAUAUGUCUUGUCCCUGAUUUCCAAACUAAAACAACCAAACUGCUCUUUAAGUUCAGAUGUUUCAUGUCCGUUGUCCGCUGUUGCAUCUGAAUACAAGGACGCCAAUGUGGAAUGUGAAAGCACAUCAACAAAUCUUCAAAGCUGCAAAGUGAUUUUAGGGUUUGGCCAUGAGGUUCCUAUCUGUAACGUGUCGGCAGCCUUAAGGUUUUUGUUUCAGUCUGAGAAGGAAAUCCGUUACAAUGGACGAGUGACCCAAGCAGCAAUUUGUGGAAAUUCACUCGCCGUCAAUCCACUAAAAUCUACCUUGAUGUGGAUAAACUUAAGCCUAAAGCCUGCGACCUUUUGCACAGACAUAGAAGAGUUUAACACCCAAACUUGUCAAAGAAAUGUGCUUGUGGAGCUGGAUGAGUGGUGUGUACAGGAGGCGUUUACCACACCCGGCCCAAAUGUGACAACCGCACAACCAAACGCCACCACCUCUUCUGUAAAUGUAACUUCAUCCCCGCUGAACACAACUGCUGAUGUCACAGAGUCAGGUUUGUUACCACCUCGGCACUGUGUACAACUCUGUUGCAACAUUUGCAUUAUAACGUCAUUAAAGUGUACCAUUGUACCAACAGUGUUGACUGCAGCUGAAAGCCAAGCCAACGCACUGUUUGACAUGACUGCAGACGUGUCCAAAAUGAACUCCAGCCAGGUGGCUCAGCUGGUGUCUGAGCUGUUGAGACUUUUGUCGGGCCCGACGGUCAGCAUGGCGCUGGGGAACACCUCCGUCCACAUCGUCAGCAAUCUGCUGGGUGCCUCUCCUGAGGUGCUGUCAGACUCCUCCAACAGCAUUAUAGAGGUUGUUGAUACAGUGGGGUUGAAGCUGGUCAUUCAUGGAAAUGCUGAGAACCUCUUGUCCCCCGCUGUGGCGCUGUCUGUGAAACCAGCAGAUGGCAGAAACUUCCAGGAAACAUUUUUCUCCAUCUCAGAUCCCAAUAAUGUUCAGGUCCGUGGGGAUUCCAGGCCCAGCCGGAGUGUGAGAUCAGACUCCUCCAUCCCUCAGGGCUCCAUCAGGCUGCCCCCCACUCUCACAGAGGACCUGACCAUCGAGCAACAGCAGCUGGCCUCCAGAGUCCAGUUCAAUUUCUACCAGGAGAGCACAGUGUACCAGGACAAAUCUUUGGGAGACCGUAAACUCAAUAGUGGGAUCCUUGGAGCGAGUGUGGCCAACCUGACAAUCAAAGAGCUGCAAGACGAUGUCGUGAUUCACCUGAGGAACACAGAGCCCGUUCCAGCUAAUUUUGUUGCUACAUGUGUUUUCUGGGACUUCACAUUAAAUAAUGAAUCAGGUGGUUGGAAUCCAAAAGGUUGUUUUGUCCGAAACAGCACAGACAAUGAGACGGUUUGUGCCUGCAACCAUUUGACCAGUUUUGCUAUACUGCUGGACCUCUCCAGAGAGCCUCUCAUAAAUCGUGUACAGGCUACCAUCCUUACCUUUAUUACAUACAUUGGCUGUGGAGUCUCUGCCAUCUUCCUCUCGAUCACCAUCCUCACCUACUUGUCCUUUGGGAAGUUGCGGAAGGACAUUCCAUCCAAAAUCCUAGUCCAGCUGUGCGUGGCGCUGCUGCUGCUGAACUUGGUCUUCCUGGUGGAUGCAUGGCUGGCUCUUUACCCAGACGCUGUGGGCCUCUGCAUCUCCACUGCCUGGUUCCUUCACUACUUCCUGCUGGUUACCUUCACCUGGAUGGGACUUGAGGCCGUCCACAUGUACCUAGCCCUUGUGAAAGUCUUCAACAGCUACAUAUCCCGCUCCAUGGUGAAGUACUCGCUGGUUGGCUGGGGCGUCCCGAUGAUUGUGGUCAUUAUUGUCAUUGCGAUUGACAAGGAUAACUACGGUCUUGUCUCCUAUGGAAAGUUUUCCGAUGGAACUAGUGAUGAAUUCUGCUGGCUGAAAAAUGACAUUGCGUUCUACGUGUCAGUGGUGGCCUAUUUCUGCAUCAUUUUUGUGUUCAACAUCGCCAUGUUCGUGGUGGUGUUGGUCCAGCUGUGUCGGAUAAAGAGGCAGAACCCUCACAAUCUGCAGCACCGCAGCACGCUGCAGGAUAUCCGCAGUGUGGCGGGGAUAACCAUCCUUCUGGGCCUCACUUGGGGCUUUGCCUUUUUUGCCUGGGGGCCCCUUAACCUGCCGUUCAUGUACCUCUUUGCCAUCUUUAACUCCUUGCAAGGUUUCUUUAUAUUUGUGUUCUACUGUGCGGUGAAGGAAAAUGUGAGGAAGCAGUGGAGGACGUUCCUGUGCUGCGGUAAAAUGAGACUAGCAGAGAACUCAGAAUGGAGCCGCACUGCAACACAGAAAAUUGCAAAGAAAUCCUCAGAGACCAGAGUUACAUCUCUUCAUUCCUCACAGUCGUCCCAGUCAAACAACUCAUCCAGCUCCACUUCUUUCCUCGUCAGUGACUCUUCAGAGCUGAAUAAUGGCGUUGGUAGCCCAUUUGAAGACAGAACCAUCACGGCGGAUGAAGACCCCAGUAUGGAUGUCGUCCUCAACGAGAUCAACAUGCAGUACAGAAACCAACAAACGCCCUGAUCCAGAAAGUGACUGUUUAUUGGCUCUUAUUUUGAAAUACUUGUAUAUAAUGUUAAUAGAAAGUAAGUUAUGUUCUGUCCAUCUGCACGUCACUUGUGUUAUAUGACUUGUAAUGGGGCAAUGGAAAUCCUAUAUUAUGGCACUUAGCUUUUGUACUUUCCUAUAUUCAUACUUUUCUUAGUUGUAUUUGCACAAGAUACCUGAAGGACAUGUUUUAAUCACUAUAAGUAGUCAUAUUUCAAUGGUACGUUGCAUAUACUGAUGUUGACCCAUGAUUCAAUAUCAGGCCAAGAGACUGGUAUCAGUUUUCACUUCUAUUAAUCUUUCAAUGUAAUUACAGAACACAACUGUGCAAACUUCUAUCAAUGGCCCAUGUUGUAUCUACAUUGUAUCCUGUUCCCUGUUUGUAUUGACAUGCUUUCUUAGAAGGGUGUCCAUGAUUAUUAUAUAUUAAUUUAUUAAAAUAAAGUUAAGACAUUUUCCCCCUAAAACACUUUUUAUUGUAGAGGUCACAGAAAGUAUCUCAAGUGGGACAGAACAGCAUUUGGUGAAAUUAUACUGAAUAAAUAAAUGUAACCGAGUCCCACAGGGUUGACCACGACUAAACGUGCUGUGUACUGUAUAUGCAAGCUACAUUCACCGUCCUUUACAUGCACCUAACA
Messenger RNA from Cottoperca gobio, 5057 nucleotides. RefSeq lists its product as uncharacterized. The transcript is spliced from 30 exons. Gene Ontology annotation, cellular component: plasma membrane. NCBI's taxonomy places the organism in Eukaryota, Metazoa, Chordata, Actinopteri, Perciformes, Bovichtidae. The record is from RefSeq and is a predicted model, not a curated record. Bases 1 to 4395 code for a protein of 1464 amino acids. Gene Ontology annotation, molecular function: G protein-coupled receptor activity. Gene Ontology annotation, biological process: cell surface receptor signaling pathway; adenylate cyclase-activating G protein-coupled receptor signaling pathway.